Aureobasidium melanogenum CBS 110374 is the source of this 873-nucleotide messenger RNA. Its product is annotated as RNA-binding domain-containing protein. The annotation marks the transcript as partial. The transcript is spliced from 3 exons. Gene Ontology annotation, molecular function: RNA binding. The record is from RefSeq and is a predicted model, not a curated record. Lineage: Eukaryota; Fungi; Ascomycota; Dothideomycetes; Dothideales; Saccotheciaceae.
GAUGCCGCAGAGGGCGCCGAUGCCAUGGAAAUGUCACCACCCCCAUUGCACGAAACUCUGGAGCCCGACAACGACUCAGACUUGGUGAAAGCACAACGUACAGUUUUCUUGGGCAACGUGUCCGCCGAAGCAAUCACAUCAAAGUCAGCAAAGAAGACAUUGAUGCGCCAUCUCGAGUCGUUCUUUGAAGACAUCGCCGACCCUGAGAAGGGACAGCCUGCACACAGUGUAGAGUCGCUCCGUUUCCGUUCAACUGCUUACUCCAGCGCCAUCCCCAAGAAGGCCGCUUUUGCAAAGAAAGAGAUUAUGGUCGAGACAACAAAGUCCACGAACGCAUACGCUGUCUACUCAUCAAACGCCCUGGCUCGUGAAGCUGCUCGUCGUCUGAACGGAACAGUCGUCCUGGAUCGCCAUCUUCGUGUCGAUGAGGUCGCCCAUCCCGCAAAGACCGAGCCUAGACGAUGUGUCUUUGUUGGUAACCUUGGUUUCACUCCCAGUGAUGUCGAGGAAGGUCUUUGGCGUACAUUCUCUACCUGCGGUAAGGUCGAGAGUGUCCGCGUGCCCCGUGAUCCCCAGACCAGAGUAGGAAAGGGAUUCGCAUACGUUCAAUUCACUGAAGAAAACGCUGUUGAGGCUGCUCUUCUCCUGAAUGAGAAGAAGUUCCCUCCCAUGCUCCCUCGCAAGCUCCGUGUCACCCGCGCAAAGACGAUCAAGCGUAACGUCAAGCCCGGCAGCAACGCCGUCAAGGCACCCGGUGCCACCAACAAAGGCAUCUACAACCCCAAGGCUGAUCCUGUGAUGCAAUCCAACAUGGGUCGUGCAGGAAAACUGCUCGGCCGUGCUGCAGCCGCCCAAGUUCAAAAGGGCAAGCCG